AUGGUUGUACAGAAGCUCGCGACACCAAUAGCGCUUUUCACUGCUUUGGUACGGGGAUAUGCAAACCCUGGCAGUUGCUCGGGUGCUUGCAAUGUCCACGACCCAUCGUUGGUUCAGAGGACAUCGGAUAGUCUGUACUUCCGAUUCUCCACUGGCAAUGAAAUUUCGUACGCAAGUGCGUCCUCCAUCAAGGGUCCAUGGACCACGAUCGGUUCCAUGUUGCCGUCGGGUUCCUCCAUCGAUCUUGCCGGUAAUACUGACCUUUGGGCCCCCGAUGCGCAUAUCGUCGAUGAUCUCUACUACGUCUACUAUUCCGUGUCGACAUUUGGAUCGCAGUCUUCUGCUAUCGGCCUGGCGACAUCAGCCACCAUGGAAUCUGGUUCUUGGACCGAUCACGGAAGUACUGGAAUCGCUUCAUCUUCAUCCAAGGCCUACAAUGCCAUUGAUGGCAACCUGAUCGACGUCGAUGGAACUUACUACAUGAACUUUGGCUCCUUCUGGCACGACAUCUACCAAGCGCCGAUGAAUUCUGCUGCAACCAAGGUCGCUUCAUCCUCGUACAAUAUUGCGUACAACGCGACUGGAAGUCACUCCGAGGAGGGUUCUUACAUGUACAAGUACGGCAGUUAUUACUACCUCUUCUUCUCUUCGGGUACCUGCUGUGGCUAUGACACUUCCAGGCCUGCGGCUGGAGAGGAGUACAAGAUCAUGGUUUGUCGGUCAACGUCGCCGACAGGUGGCUUCGUCGACGCGAGUGGUAUAGCUUGCACCAGCAGCGGCGGUACAGUCGUGCUGAGAAGUCACGGCACCGUAUAUGGCCCCGGAGGACAGGGAGUCUUCACCGACCCAAGUUUGGGCCCCGUCCUCUACUAUCACUACGUCGACACCACAGUCGGCUACGCAGACAGUCAAAAAUUGUUCGGGUGGAAUCAGAUUGAUUUCUCCUCAGGUUGGCCCGUGGUCUGA
Penicillium subrubescens is the source of this 966-nucleotide messenger RNA. It is a transcript of the gene abnA, whose product is annotated as putative extracellular endo-1,5-alpha-L-arabinase. The coding region runs from base 1 to 966 and encodes 321 amino acids. Gene Ontology annotation, molecular function: arabinan endo-1,5-alpha-L-arabinosidase activity. NCBI's taxonomy places the organism in Eukaryota, Fungi, Ascomycota, Eurotiomycetes, Eurotiales, Aspergillaceae. The record is from RefSeq and is a predicted model, not a curated record. The transcript has 4 exons. Gene Ontology annotation, biological process: carbohydrate metabolic process.